AUGGACGGCAGCGAGACCGACUCGUUCCCAUCACCAGAUCCUCAAGUCAUACUUCAAAAGCUGCUAAGGCAGGCACAAACCGGAUCGCAUCCACACCACGACUCCUCCCCAGCCUCGAGCGACGAUGAGGAGGACCACUCAUCAGCUAGCUCAGCCGGUAUUGACGCCGAAGAGAGCGAUGGUGUUGAUGAUCAAGUAGCAUCUUUGCAACUCUCCGCCGCUCCCACUGGCUCCUAUGACCAACUGUCGAUCACACUCUCCCGCCUAACCGCAGACAGACGAGAGCUCUCCACCCUCCUCUCGGCAAGACGACACCUUACCACCGCUCAAAGGCGCAAUUCAACUCACAUCCGAGCUCUCGAAAAGUCCCAGCAACUCCUGCUCAAAACUCGCGAUGAGCUCAAAUCGGCACUCAACUCUCUCGAUCUAGCUGACAUCGUCGAUGCUGAAGAUCAAUCUCUCGAAGUCAUCCGCACACAUCGCUAUGCGCAAGACGCCGCCUCCAUUUCUCCUUUCUCCGCCAACAUGGUCUAUCAGAUCCCCUUGCUCCGACUGCAAUCUAUCGAGCGGGCCGAGUACGAUAAUGCACUAGGCAGCAGGGUGUGGUUAGAAGUCGAAGAUCGGCAGUUGAGAGCGGCGGUGAAAGCUGCAGCACUGAAACAGCAUACGCUUGCUCUGGCGAUGGAUCCCAAGUUCAAGGGUGAUCCCCUAGCUGAGGCGGCCAAGUUGGAUGAGGUGUCGGCCUUGAGGCUUGCUGAAGAGAUCGAGGACAGUAAACAGCCACAGAGGGGAUUUGGGAGCGGGAGAGGCGAUCAAGGUUUAGAUUGGGCAACGAUUGCGGGCAGAAUACCAAGUAGGAGUAUUGAAGAACUGAGGACGAGGUGGAAUGGUGUGAUCAAGCCUAGUGUAAAUAGUGACGCUUGGGGGAAGCACGAGGUUCAGGAUUUGGUUCGGAUCGUUACGCCUUAUUUAGAAGCUCAUCUCGCUCGGGGCACACAACAAUCGAGCUCAUCAGCGAGUGAAGCUCCAGUCCCGUGGCAAAAAGUAGCACGGGAGCUAGGGACAGAUCGCACAGGCUAUGCAUGCUUCGUAGCCUAUUGCAGUGCUAUUGUUGCUCGUGAUCAACCCGAUUUCACCGCGGAGGAGGAUGAAGAGAUCAAGGAACUUUUCUCCUUGUUUCGUGGUGCAUGGCGGUUUAUUGCUCUUCAUAGCAGCGCCGGGCUCAAUCUCUCCCUUCCCUCCUCCUCCAGCACCGCUACUGGGACACCUCGACCAGCAAGUUUGUUGGGAAAAGUAGCCCGAGAAGCACAACUCGUCUACCGCCGAUUCCGAAACACAACCGACCCAGCACUGGCGACCGGCAAAUGGUGGCCUGUAGAAGACGCGCUGCUCAUCGAAGCUGUGUGUGCAGUCGGACAAGAGAAUUGGGCUGCAGUUGCGGCAAGGGUACCAGGUAGAACUUCAAGCCAGUGUAGAGAGAGGUGGGUGAGGAGGUUGAAGCAGGUCCUCGAGGAUGCCAACGCGGUCGCAGCGGAGAAUCAAGGCGACAGAGAGGCGCUGGACGUAGAAAGAUUGGCAGAAAUGGUGAAGAGCAAGAAAAAGACAAACUGGACUCAGGAGAUGGAUCAAGUGCUAUUGGAGUGCUUAGAUGCAGACAACGAGUUUCGGGGAAAGCAAGGGAGAAGUUUUGCUAGUAUAGCGAGAUGGGUGGCGGACAAGGUGGCUGUACCUUUGAGCGAUAAGAGCGUCAGAGAUCGGGUUGUGUAUUUUAGGAGGACCAGGGGGCAGAGCUCUCAGGGCGGUGCGAGUAAGAGGUCUGCUUCGCAAGCUCAAGAGGCGGAAGAAGCAACGGUUGCUCCUGUCACUACUACUGACACUCAUGGGGGAGAACAGGCUUCGACCACAUCACAGCCACCGGAGCAAGCGCCUGCAACAAAAGAAGCAACCAGACAACGCACAGCUAUCAUUCCUGGUAGCAAGCGCCGUAAGCUCUAA
Messenger RNA from Ustilago hordei, 1995 nucleotides. RefSeq lists its product as uncharacterized. The record is from RefSeq and is a predicted model, not a curated record. The transcript has a single exon. NCBI's taxonomy places the organism in Eukaryota, Fungi, Basidiomycota, Ustilaginomycetes, Ustilaginales, Ustilaginaceae. Bases 1 to 1995 code for a protein of 664 amino acids.